CAAAUCCCAAGCAAUGGCGCCCGCUCUGCGCAUGGCGACCCGGUCUCGGCGCUUGCGUUGGUGCCUGGGCUCUCUGCUGAUCGCUUUGGGCUGCACCUUCGCUGGGAACGCUGCGAAGACUGCGGCGGGCUUGGCCUUCGCGGCAUCGGCUUCCGUCUUUGAGUCCUAUUUGGCGAAGUUGGCGUUGUCCCUUUCGCCCGGGCUGGCCGUAGCCGGUGGUGCUUAUGCUCUGUACAGAAGCAAAGAAAGUCAGCCCAAGCCAAUGUGGUACCUCUCCACGGCUCUCUUAGCGAUGGUUGCUCUGGCAGUGCCCUUGGUGAUGCCGGAGCUCCCAGCCAAAGAGGUGGUGCCGGAGAUUAAGUUGAAGAGCGGCGAGGAACGUUUGAUGCCCAACGGGAAGUUUGUUCUCGUCUCCGAUCCCAGGCCGGGUAGUGGCCCAGCUCAAGAGGGCUGGCAGCAGGCGCUAUGGCAAGAAAUGGCCGAGGCCAUCUCGAAGGGCGAGGAGCAGGUGGUCAUGGUUUUCUCAAGACCCGGAUGCCCUUGGUGCGAAAGGCUUCAUCCAGUUUUGCAGAACGCCAUCAAGCGCCGCGCCGACUCCCUGGCGGCCGCCUCCAACGCCACGGAGGACCAGGCGCCGCUGCUGCGCGCGCCGCUGCGGGUCUUCAUCUACGACGCCACGGAGUUUGGUCCAAUCAUGCGCCGAUUCGGAGUGGAAGGCUUCCCAACGAUGUUUUUUUUUGGUCCUCCAGGAAGCAGGCCAGUGGUUGUCCCAGGCUAUCUGGGCGACAAGGACUUUGACACCAUGGCCACCCAAGCGGCGACGACGAUGCCUGAACCGCCGAAGGAAAGAAGGGAGCGCAAGGGCUUCUUCCGCUGAGGCGAUUUCAAUGGCUCGUCAAUUGCCCAAAGGGUUGCCUGUCUGACGUGUCACCGCGGUAGCCACGGUGCGGUAGAAUUGCCGGAAACAGAAUGGCAGGGCUCACGCAGCAAAAACUGCAAGGUGAGGACAAUCCUAGAUGGAGACACGACCAGAAAAAAAAA
Molecule: messenger RNA, 1041 nt
Organism: Cladocopium goreaui
Lineage: Eukaryota; Dinophyceae; Suessiales; Symbiodiniaceae
Source: the annotation of a GenBank genome assembly